CGCAAUCCUAUACCUCACACACAAAUUUGAAAUUAUAUACUAAACACGUAUAGAAAUGUUACAUGCCUGAGGGCGAUAUUGGAGCAUUGCGAAAUUUUUCAGUGUCAUUUUGCAUUAUUUUUAGCCUUAAAAUAUUCAUUUAUGAGACAUAAAACUUAAAUCAUCUUGGGUGAUGUUUCAUAGAAAAUUAUCCUAAAGUUAUAUCUGUUAUGUAUCUUUAUAUGUGAAUUGAUUGAUCUUUUUAAUGUUUCAUCGAAUUGAUAUCCCCGAUCGAAUGUGUUCAAUUAUGAGGACUAAUACAUCUAAAGCUCAGUUGUUCUAUGAUAAACCUGACUCCCGAUUUGCUGUUCAGUGCAUUACUGUUAUGAACGGCAAAUGCUUCCUUCACUUAUUUGAUAAUACACAUGCAAAAUUCGGUUUCACUUGAGCUCAAAGAAAACACUGUUUGUGUGAAUGAUAUUUAAGCUUAUUUUGUAUUAGAGUUAUGGAAACAGGUAUUAACUUACCUGAACCUGUGGAAUAUGUGGAUGCAAUAUGCUUGGAUAAAGGUAUAAUUUUACCAGAUGGAUGUACUACAGCUACAAUUACUACAGUAGAUGGAGAACCUGUAACAUUCAUUGUUUCGCAACCAUUGGUUGAAAAUGAAAAUUGUACGAGAUCAGAAGAGGAAAUAAUAACUGCUGAUGAUGCAUCCAGUCGUAAUGAUAACGAAUUAAAUCUUCAAGAAAGAGAUAAUCGGCCAACAAUCUAUACUGUACAUUAUCCAAAUGAUGUGCAACAAGAGGAAACAAAUUAUUUAGAACAACAAGAACAUGAUAUACUAGAAGAAAGUAAAACUGUUAUCAAUCAAGAAAAUUCCGUGGAACAUGAAAUUUUAGUAUCCCAACCAGAUAUUGAAUCACUUACUCCUGUGAGUAGAUUGGAGGAUUUUAUGGAUGUUGUUACUACUUAUAAAUGCAAAUUUUGCCGAUUUUCUUGUCCUUGGAAAUCUGGAUUGAUGUCUCAUAUACGAUGUUGUCACAUCAAAGAAAAAAAUUGCAUUGUGACUCUUAAAUCAGAAAAUAAAACUAAGACAGAAUCCUUGGAUAGUACAAGAAAUGAUGAAUUGGCAACAGUUUCUAAAGAUACGGAUUCAUCUGAAAAAGUUGCUAAUGUAAAGGAAAAUGAAUCUUGCAAAGAAGAUAAUAUUGAGGAAUCAAUAACUGUGAUGAAUAGUGAAAAAGUUGAUGCAGGAAAUGAAAGCUCUAGUUCUCCUAAUUCUCCUUUGAAUGAAAGGCACAUUUUUCUGUGUGGUCAGUGCAGUGAUGGAUUUGCUUCUUUGGAAGAAUGUAAACAGCAUAUGAUUGAUGAUCAUAAUUUAAGACUUGCUCAAGAUAAUGAAAAACCGCUUCGGAAGCGUGGUCGGCCAAGAACCCGCCAAAAGAAAGAUGACUCAAAUCAGCAAAAAAAGAAGAUAAGAAAAGAAACCAGUCCUAAAGAAAGUAAAAAGAAAAGAACUACCUUAUUUAAAAAUUUGGAAGAUGAAUUAGAUUGCUGUAUUAAACGAAAGCUUCGUACGGGCUAUGUGAAUGACCGAGCAUUCAGGUGUACUCGAAGUGGAUGUGGACAUCGCUUUACCUCUGAUUCAAAUUUAAACUAUCAUUAUAAUUGUCAUUCAUCUGGUGCAAAGCAAUUUACAUGUCCUGAAUGUCGUGAAGAAUUUGAUAAUUGGCGAGGACUUGCAAUGCAUCUUUGGAGAGAACACACAGUUGAUAUUGAUUUACAUUCUUGCACUGAAUGUAGUUACAAGACUUUUAGCUUCUUUAAAUUAGAUAAUCACAGGAAAAUCCAUAGUGAAGAAAGAGCUUAUGUUUGUGAUACAUGUGGCAAAGGCUUUAAGCAGAUCAGCCAACUUCGCAACCAUGUUGUCAUUCAUUUGGAUCGUAAAAAUCUGCCUGAGAAAAGAUGGUACAGUGAACAGGAAUGUGAUAUUUGUGGGCGUAAAUUUUCAGAUACUAAAUGCUUAAGAAAACACCAACAAGCUGUCCACAGCAAAUUAAAACCUUAUAUUUGUUCCUACUGUGGACACCUGAGUGCUCGGAAAGCUAUGCUUGAGUUGCACAUGAGGCAGCAUACUGGAGAAAAGCCUUUUCUGUGUGAGCAUUGUGAUUAUCGAACAGGAGAUCAUAAUUCUCUGAGAAGACAUAGGAUGAGGCAUACCGGAGAUAAGCCAUAUAAAUGUCCUCAUUGUCCUUAUGCUUGCAUACAGGCAAUUUCAUACAAAACACAUUUAAGGAAUAAGCACCCAGGCUUAGGAGGUUUAUAUUCAUGUAAUAUAUGUUCUUUUAAAUCUGUAAGUAAAGAAAAUUUUUUGAAUCACAUGUCAGAUCAUAAAAGACUUUCAGAAAAUCUGGACCAAACUACUACUAAUCUUUCACAAGCUGAACCAGAAAUACAGCUGGAAUCCAUAUCAUCAGAUCAAUCUUCUGUACAGAUGCAGCUCACUGAUAAUGCUUUGCAACAACUGGAAGGCAUUCUUCCAGGUAAUAUCACUGCUGCUCAGCUAAUAUACAGCUGUCUUAAUGCCAUGAGCCAAGAUGGUAGUACAGUGAAUCUUCCUCCUGGUGUAACUGUGAAUAUCCCUCAGUCUGCAAGUACAUCUUCUGAUGGCACACAGACAAUUACUAUCCAGUUACCAACUAGUCAAGAAAUGGAGAAUGAACCAUAUUAUUUUACCAUUCAACAACAAGAUGGUACGACUGCUUUGGUACUUCCUUCUGAUCAGAACACUGAAAAUGUGCAGGAAGCAGCUGACAUGGAAGGGGUUCAUUUGACUGAUCAGGACAUUUCUAGUGCUGCUGCUUCCUUAAAUUGCAAUGUUCUUGCCGAAGAAGAUGGUGCACAAUUACAGGGUGAGAAUGCAGAUUUAGUCAUUGCUCAUAUAGAAUCAUUGACCGACUCUAAUAACUUUAAUGAAAUGAUAACAGGUACUGAAAUACGCCUUCAGAGUUCUUAGGUAAGAUUAGAAGAAGUCAUCAUGUGUGAUUUAUUCAUAAUAUCUGUGAUUUUUUUUUAUUGUUUUGUAAUUAUUGUGCUGUUUUAAAAAAAUUAUAUAUCUAUAUAUAUGUGUGUGUGUAUGUAUAAACUCUUUGACGGAAACCAAGACCAAAUAUUUUAAGACAGAAGAAAAGUAUUUUUAUGUGCAUAAUUAUAAGUUUUUGACUUGUUUUAUUGUGAUUUUAUUUUGUGGAAUUAUUUUAAAUUGUUAUGGUUGUGGCUUUAGAAUUUGUGUAUAUUUGUUUCUAAAAUCUGUUAGUUUUAGGUACACCUAUUCUUUUUAGUAAAUGUUAGUAUUAAAAAUUGAAACUUAAAAGUGACAUUAGUGCAGUUUCAUUGUUAGGCAACUUACUGUUAAUAAAUAUUUGGAAAUCAACUAGCCUUCUAUAAAAAGAAUAAAAAAAUUUCAGCGUUUAUUUAUAAGGCUGGGGGGGGGGGGAUUAAUAAAAAUAGAACUAAAUAUAAAAAUGCUGCUUUUUUUUUUUUUUUUGUUAGGAGUUCUAUUUUAACAGUUUAAUUAGAAAAGUGAUUAGGUCACACAUUAAAACUAGAUUUAUUUUACAUGAUAACAGAUAAAUACGGUGUAGUAAAGGAAAUGGUUAAAACUUUAAAAGAUAAUAUGUAGAAGUAAUAUUUUGUAUAGGGAAUUAUAACACUAGAACAUGGUAAGCAAAAGACCAUAGGAAAAAUCAAUUUAAUCAUGAUGUGUACAAAAUUUAAUAUUUGGUGCUUAUAAAACAACUACUACUAAUUGCAAUGUAUUAUCAUACCUGAGAUACUUGCAGUAAAUUCAGGAUCAUCAUUUGGAUUUGCUAAAUUGGGCUUUUUGCAAAAACCUUGAGAAACAGUUGCUAAAAAAUGUUUUCAAUUUCCUGUCUUUUCAAUUCUAAAACUGAGGUCAUUUUUCUUCUCAUCUAUGUAUAUUUAUAUCAGAAUGUAAUUUGCUACUACUGUGUGAAUUAAAAAAAAUGAUAGAUAAGUUCAAAACAUUUGUUUUCAGUUUAUUCCACCUUUAAAUUAAAUAUUAAUACUAAUUAUGUUACUAGAAUAUCCUGGUUUCCUAAUUAUGUUCAAAGAAUUAUGGCAUAAUUUAAUUAUAAGGUGACAUUUCCAUCGAUUUCUUUUUCAAAUCGAGUUUUGUCAUCCUGAAGAUCUUUAAUGUGAUAAUGCUACAAUGAUUUUUAAUAUCUCAACACUUUUUGUAUAAAUUUAUUUUAUGAAGUUCAGUUUUUUUUUGUUUGAAAUCUUUAUCAUAUCUGAACAAUGGAAGCUUUUACAAAUUAUUAAGAAUUAUAUUGUUAUAAUUAGAAAAAUGUAGUUCUAACCUUUAAUAAUAAUAGUAAAUCUAUGUAAUAAAUCAAAAUCUUAGUUAUUUGAAAUCAUCAAAUAAUAAAUUUCAGAAAAAGCUUGGUGGAAUUUUUGAAAGGUUAAAUCAGUGGCAUUGACAAUUCAGAUUAGUUGAUUGGUUUUAAUACAGCGGGCGCUAUUCCUGUUCUUAAUUUAAUUCUAAAAUAUUUAACAAAUCAUACUGUAAUACAAUUUUGCAAAAACUAAAUUACUUAGAAGGGUUUGAUUAUUUUAUUCUUUGACUAAUUGAAUUUUGUUUUGAUGGAACUUGGAGAUAACAUUAAAUAUUAAGUAGGGUUUUCUAUUUUUUUGGAUUGUUAAAUUAAAUGAUUUUUAUAGUUAGUCACAGGACAAGUAUUAUUAACAUAGUGUUAUGUCUUUUUUAAAUACCAUUACAGGUUUUGCCAUUUUUAUUUCCUUAUUUGAAUAUUGUUAAUACUUUUUAAUGUAAUUAAAAAAAAGAUACAGUGCUUAUUAAGUAAAAGAAAUAAUUUUUCUGGAUAUUUGAACAUAGAAAAAAAUUAUUGGACAGGAAGAAUAAAAGGUGAAAAUUUUAUCUUGUUUGAGUUUAUUUACAAUUAUGUUUAAAAAUAUUUAAUUGUACUUAAUAAUCACAAAAUGAUUUUUGUCAGUGGUUAAUUCAUCAUAGACCUUAGUUGUUCCUUUCUACUUUUGCAUAUACUUAGGCUUGUAGACAUUUUUUGACCAUUGCAGAGGUUAUUGUGGAGGUAUAAUCUAUCAUGGCAUGCUAGUAUCUAUAAUAGCUCUGUUAUUUUUUCAUGUAGAAUAAAGAUCUCCAAUAAUUCAGAAUAUCUUCAGCAUUAGGAAGAGAGAUUAGAACCUAUUAUAUCAAGAUAAACUGAUUCAUCUUGUUUUGUGUUUUGUUCCCCUUUUAUCUAAAUUUUUCUACUUCUUUUCAUUUUAUAUAUUUAUGCUGUCAUUUUACUCUAAUACCUGCUCAAAAUUAGGCAGUGUAUUAUUAGUCUUUUUCUUCAUUGUUUUUUUUUUUUAUAUACAUUGAUUAUUCAAGUUGAAAUAGUCUUUCAUAAUGUGAGAAAAUGAGCUAUUUUAAAGUAUUGUCAUGGUGAUUUUGACUUCACCACAUUUUUGGUAUUUUGGUGAUCAUAUUUAGCACUGUAUACUUAUUUGGGAAAUAUAAGGCUUCAAAUCUUGGUUCUCAAGAUAAUGGAGAAAUUUCUAAAAAUUUCGAUCCUUCACUGCUGCAGAAUAUAAAAUGCUUUAGAGUUUCAGAGCUGACAUAACUAUUGAACCUGGAAAAUAUACUGAUUUUUGUCGUUAUAUAGUGCAUUCCUCGUGCUCAAUUUCAGUUUAGUUUUCAAUUGCACAAGCAUACUUCUUACAUUUGAAUUUUACCUUAAAUGUUUUAAUCUGGGGAGCUGGUGUCUUUUGCAUUUCCUUUCACUAUUCACUCGGUGCUACAGCAUUUAUUAUUUUUUCAUAUAGAAAUAUAGAAAAUACUUUAAUUGUUGAUUUCGAUGAAUCUUUGAGACAUCAUUUGACUUAAGUUUUUUUAUUGAAAACAAUGACUCUAAAAUAUGUGAGGGAUAAAAUUUGGUACAAGAUCUUCAGCCAGAGUUUACUAUCUACCAAUUUGGCACUAAGUACGAUUAAGGGACAUUGACUGCCUGUCUGUGAACAUGGUAAUUUCAAAAAUACUUGAAUGUUUGAUAUUAGUUCUGUUGUUUUAUAAUCAGAAAUGUAGGUUGUGUUAAAUUUUAGGUCAGAAGCGCUACGAUUUACAUGAAUGAAAUUCCAUAUUUAAUCUUGUGUCCGAUCAGCCCCAUUAUUUAAGUUGUGAGAUAUUUCGACAAUUGCAAUGAAAAACCAACUCAGGAGAAAAGAAAUUCAUAUGCAGAUUGAACCAUGACGGAAGAAGGAAAUUCACAUUUUUAUUUCAUGGAGCAAACUCACGUUUCCAGAUAUUCGCUUCAAAACGGCUGCAAGAAACCAUUAAAAUGUCUUUACAUGUGGGGAAACAAGUAAUAUAUAUAAAAUUUAAGUUAAUUCCUACUUAGGUUAACAAUUUUUUUUUAAAUUUUAGUUACUUUUUAUUAAAUAAUUACAAUUAAUAUAAAUAUGUAUAUACAUAUACAUAUGACAGAAUUACAAUUUUAAGUGGAAAAAUAGAGCUUGGCAACCAAAUAGAAAUUCCUGACAAAUUUAAUUAAUUAAUAUUUGAAAAAAAAACUGUAUUAUCAUCAAGUGUCAUUAUCUACAAGUUUAAAAAAAUGUAUUUGAACUUGAGUGGAUGAAUAAAAUGUAUUUUAUUAACGAUUGAAAAUUUGAACAAUAUAUAUAGAGAGAAUGUGAGCUAAUAGUAGGAAUUGAAUAACGGGAAAAAUGGAGGAAGAAGAUGGUUUCCAAGUAUAUGAGAUAUUUAAGUACAGUUAAAAGAAGGCUAGUGAUGAAAGGCAGCCAAGAAAAAUGAUGGGAACAGAUAACUUAUAUAUCGGUGCUUCGACAAGAGAUUGAAUAGGAUCACGUUGUUCAGCAACUGCGUAGGCAACCGGACGACAGGCGUUUUUAAUUUUUGCGACCAGAAAACUAAAUAUAAUGGUCUGUUCGUCCGAUAUCCGGUACAUUCUCUACUGCUCAUGCGAUAGGAAACGUUUAUUUUGUAAAGAAUUUGACUCGAAAAUUGCCAGAAGGUAGAUGGCAGCAUCGUAUUGGUGUAGAUCAAAAAUAUGAUAUCAUACCGGUAGUACGUUUGGGAGACGGGGAUUUUUUCUAGAGGGAGUCAGCGUGGUGUUGUAUUGUGUUAGGUGGUGUUGAAAGUAAAAGGCAUUGAUGCCUUGUGAUGGUGUUCUAUCUUGUGGAUUAAGAUAAUGGUCGUGAGAAUGGAUUUACAAAUAUUGUAAUGUAGGAAUUUCCUAUUGUUUAUAUGUUGUGAAUGUUUUUUAAUGUUGUGUAUUUUGUCCGACUGUGAUGUUAUAAAUAAACAAAUUUAAAAGACAAAUUUAGCCUAUUCACUCGGCUGUAUUUUCAUGACAUCACAAUUUGAUCAAAAAAGGGGCGAGAGAAGAGACGAAAAGAGAUGUUUUCAUUUAGCUGUAGGGUAAACUGAGAUUAUAGAUUAUUCACCGAGUUAGGAGACAUAAAACUGCUCACCUUUCUGCGUACUGCCCCGGAGUGAAGUCCAAUUGUCGAAAAGUAUUAUUAACAGGAUCCCUUCGGGAGCACUUUGCAUACUCAAUGACAGAACAUCUCUUCAAUGGAACCAUGUCUUUACUGAUGAAAUACGUUUUAACUCACAAACGCUUCUCGAAAUCAGUUGAUAUGGCAAGAAGUAGGGACAUGUUUUCAUCUCACUGAUGUCAAGGAAAGGCUGAGCUAUCCUGGUGUGCUUGUUUGAGAUGGCAUAAUGAUGAAAUUCAAUUAGAGAUCGUCACUAUGUAGCCUUCUCCAUGUUCAUCUGUUCCGAAUUGCCGUAAGUCAGGAUUUUGUGUUCAUGGUCUAUAACACACGUCCACGUGGAUCUUGCUGUUAAUUUCUGGAAAGUAGAUAUCCAUCGAAUGGAUUGACUAGCGUUCUCCUCCUAUUUAAAUCUCAUGGAAUAUGUUUUCAGGGUGCUUUUGGAGAAAUCUGAUGACCAAUCAUAGCAUUCGGAGGCCAACAAAAAUCUGACGCAGAUGCUUAUAGAGGAAUGACAUUUUUGCUUUAAGAAUUGCUUAUAAUAUUAUUCUGUGGGUGUUCAGACGUGUUUUGCAACCAUUUCAGUUAAGGAUCGUCAUAUCUCUCACUAAUAUAUAUCCAUUUGUUGUUAUCUCCCGUCCAGAUACUAUUUUGCAUCGCCAUCAUUUUGUUACAACAAAAUUGGAAAAAUUUUCAAAUUUAGACUCAUUAGGUACUUAAGAAACGCAUAAUGCGGUGUAUUGUAUCAUACAGACACGUCGAAGAUGAAUACCCUCGUCCCGAUUUUAUCGAUACCUAUAAAUUUUUACUGCCUCCCUGCCCACUAGGGUGGAACGAUAAAAAUCAAGUUUUAAUUUGUAAUAGCGUUGAAAAGUUGUCUUUUAGUGUAGAUAAAAUAAAUUAUUAAUUAAAAAUAUUGGAGUAGGUCUUGAGGUGUCGUAAGGACGUUAAAGUUUCAUAAAAACACACUUUUUGCAACUUUUUAAGGAUUUUUUUGUGUGCCUCGAUUAUGAAAUAAAAAGCUUUAAAUAGACGUUAUCAUAUGAAUAAAAAUAUAAAAACAGUUUUACUAUAGCACUAGCAUGGCACUGAAUCGUUGCCAGUGCGGUUGCGCCGGAGGUAAGGCCGAGAUUUGUCUGCUUUCGGUGGCAAAGACAAAGUGGUUUCAAAUCAGUAGUUUUGCCGAGUUCAGUUGAGUUCCGCUCCGUCUAUUGUAUAACUAAUUUGUUACGUUAAUCAGUUACACUACAAUGAAAGCUUGUAUGUUUUGCUGUGAGUAAAAAUCGCUCAGUCUAAAUUUGUGAAGACAAGACAGAUUAUUGGAGUGCUCUAUUUUUGGGAAAUUUAGUGAUUUGCUUGAAGUUGAACUCACUACAUACGAAUCUAGUGCUACUGUUAUAUUAGACAUAACCUCAAAAUUGCUUCAGAGAAGGAUCCUUUUGUAAGCAAAACAUGUGACACUUUAAUUCCCAUACUAUAUCAAAUAUUCUAUUCUCGUUGUUUCUAGCAAAAUAAUUUCACAAAUGAUAAAAGCUUGUCAUGAUAAAGGCAGGAAUUUAUUAAAGCCUAAGUAUAGAAAAUGUUCAGAUAAGUUUGAUUUCAACCUCACAGGAUUUAGAGAAGAAACUAAACCUUUAUUUCAUAUUGCUGACUGGUGUAAAAAAAAGUGCCAGUUAUGGAAUAAAAGGUUCUAAGCGAUCAACGCUCUAACAGGAAAAUGGUUAUAGGUAAUAUUGAUAUAACUACAACACAUGCGCUUUGAGGAAGAAAGAAGCAAGAAAGAGUAAAGAACUACAGUAAAUAAAAGUUUUAUUAAGAACGGACAAAAAAAACAACAAAAAAACAGUGCAUCAGAAAAGAUUACUGGCGACAAUGACAACGCUGAAGAACAAAAGUUUUUCUUACAAAAAGAGGCAAACCAACCAGACCCUUCAAAUAGAAAGACGAGAUAAAACUACCAGCUGCCUGUGUGGUUUAAUAUUAAGUUAAUGUUAAAUUAGCUUUCGUGUACUCAUGGUUCCAAACAUCUUUUUAGCCUUAUCUCAUAUUCUCGCUAUCUCUCUGAUGAUCUCAAGAACGUUAUAGAUCAGAUUAUUCAAAGAAAUAUUUACUUUGCUGAUUUAGAAAAUAUCCUUUUGUCCAUGCUAGGUGAGGAACGUAAAAUUCGAAAAGAACUUGGUUUACGACGUGCUUUAAAAGCAAGAAUGGAAUGUAAAAGAAUGAGGUAGUUUAAUGUUCCAAAGAUAAACUUCGACGCAAAGGAUUACAUCGACAUGAUCUCAUGUCUUGAAAAUAUCGUAACUGAACCUCCUUUGUUAAAACAUGUUUCCAGUGACUCUCUGAAAGACUUUAUACGGAAGGCACUGAAACUGAACCAAAUAGUAUAAAGGGACUCGAUUAUCGACUUUCUCUGGCUUUCUUGUCUCACGCAAGCAGUGGAAAGAGUUGGGAGAUUGGUGGCCGAAUCGGCUCAAAAUGUCUGUGGUUCAAUCGCAAGAGAAGGAUACACAAGAAGAAAAAUUAACUCGCAUGUGAAUAUGCCAAAAUUUAAUUAAAAAAAAAUAGUUUAAUGUGGCAAUGAAAUAGAAACAAACAUUUUCCAGCUGUAACAUUUGUAAUCAUUAAGGAUACAGAAGUAAGAAACGCAAAAUUUGACAUAAAGAUAUUUUUUCUAUUAUUAUACAUUAAUAAUUUUUUUUACCAGUUGUAAUGUAUUUAAAAUCACCUUUUGUAAUAUUAUAUGAACGAAAAAUUCAUAAAAAUAUUUUAUCAAAGUGAAUAUUUUUUCAAUUUUUUUACAAACUUUAAGCUCCUUGCGGCACUUCAAGAUAAUGUAAUAUUGCAACCAAAUUUAAAAAAAAUGUUUUUGAACCUAAAAGGCAGCUUUCCCGCACUAUUACCAAACUAAAAUAAAAAUAAAUAAAUAAAAACCCUUUUCGUUCCAUCCUACUGCCCACCUUUCACAGUAAAUUAAAUACGUGUACAAGUAACCUUAUAAGGAGAACUGAAAAAUUCUCAAAAUAAAUGUAUAAAAUCGAAAAGAAAUUCCGCUGUUUUAUUUGGUCACCUCUCCAAUAUUAAUUUAGAAUUAUAUUUACAAGCAUUUCUCAUUCGCAUUUUUUAAGUCCUCAAAUUAGACAAAGUUGUUUUAAAUCUCAUUUCUCUUGUAGACUUUUUUAGCACUGGCCAUUAUAAUUAUCAACCAACGGGAGUGGUCUCCGAAAACUUUCUCGCAUACUCUCCUAAUAAGGAUGUUAUCCCACAGACCGCCUUGCAGGGCUUUGACGUAUAAUAGUUAGGAAAUAAUAAUCUAUGGCGUGAAUUUAAAAUUUUUAUUGAAUCUAUCGUGUUUUCUUUGGCAAGAGUUUUCGCAAUUAAUCUCUAGCAUGCGGUUAAUAGUAUCCGAAAAUAGAAUUUGGGGUUUAGACGUAUUUUUCCAACUGAUUGAAAUAAAAACUUGACACAGAACUACACUUGUAAUCACAAAAUCGCAUACCAAAUUUGAUAUACUUAAGUCGCAAUGUUUUUGAGUUACUGCGUUUAUAUGUUUCUGAAAGUACAGUCCUACAGACGAUCAACCCACUGGAUUUGACUCAAAAUUUGAUAGAUACCUACACUAUAGAUGUUAAAUUUGUACAUGGAAUUUUAUCUAUCUUACUCUCUUUAUUUUAGUUAUAGUAUUAAAUUAUAUUCGAAUAAACAACAGUCCACCCCUGAUUGGAUUUUGUUCAAAAUUUGGCAAAAAUAUACAGAUUUGGUGUUAAGAUCAUACCAAAUUUCAUCCGUCUAGCUCAAAGCGUUUUUCAGUUAUUUCUUACAGACAGACGGAUGGACGGACAUUUUCCAGAAGUGUUUCUGUCGAACUGAGGAUGGUCUGAAAUGUGGAAAUUUGUUAAAAUCUAAAGUUCAAAUUUUCUGACGAUUACAAUACUUUCUUUAUACUGCGUUUACGAGAAUGUAAAAAAUGUCAUUAUUUCUUUAAAAAAAAUAAUUCAAUAUUUAUCAUGAACAUAACAUUUUUCUAAUAUUUUCAGAAUAUUAACAAACUGACUGAAAGCAAGCACAUCAAAACAAAUGUUAAAGACUUAAAUGUAACUUUGAAAAAAAUUACUGAUUGCAUUGAUUCAAUUUUUGAAAUCAAAACAUAUCGUCAAGUUUUAUUUCCAAGACCAUGAUAUUAAAAUUUUUAUUUAAAGAUUUAUUAAACUUAUAUUUCAAUUUUGUUAAUUCUGUAAUGAUGUAUCAACGACCUUCACAUAUGCCAAGAAAACAUUUUUUCAAGAAUAAAAAUAAUAAAUGAAUAUUUGAGAUGUAACAUUAAUAAAGAAUGAUUUAAUUCCUUAGACAUUUUAUCUAUUGAGUUAAAAAAAAACCCUAAAAUGUGAUGAUAUUAUUAGUGAAUUUGCAAAUUUUGGAAAAUGAAAUAAAUACAUAUUAACUUUAUUAUAGAAAUUCGCAUGCCAAAUUUUAUUUUAUAAGUUAAUGAAGCAGCUAUUUUUGUGUUUUAUUAGUGAAUAUUAUGUUUGUUAAAAUGCUAAAUUUAUUAAAAUAAUUCAGUUACUAUUUUUGUGUAUUCCUUAAACUUUUGCUAUACCAACUUUUGUAAUAUAAUAAAAGAUAGUAGAAUAUGAUUUUGUUGCACAAAAUUUGUUUUAAGGCUCCCGGCAAUUCAAUUUCACACUGAACCCCGUUUUUAUGCUGGCGGGUCCUAUACAGUCUAUUAAAGUUAUUUCAGCUGUAAUUUACAAUUUAUGUUUCUUAUUCUUAUAAAUCUGUAAUAUAUUAUUUUCUACUUCCCAGAAUAAAAUGAAAAGAGAAAUAUUAAAAAAAAAAA
Molecule: messenger RNA, 12370 nt
Organism: Argiope bruennichi
Lineage: Eukaryota; Metazoa; Arthropoda; Arachnida; Araneae; Araneidae
Product: zinc finger protein 782-like
Exons: 8
Coding region: 485-2995 (836 amino acids)
Biological process (GO): regulation of DNA-templated transcription
Molecular function (GO): RNA polymerase II cis-regulatory region sequence-specific DNA binding; DNA-binding transcription factor activity, RNA polymerase II-specific
Source: RefSeq, a predicted model, not a curated record